ACCGGAGAUAUCCCGAUGUGUUGGAGAAUCUCAUUCCGGGAAAUCCAACUUCUGAGGAGGUUGCGGCACAAAAACGUCAUCCAGCUGGUGGACGUGUUGUACAACGAAGAGAAGCAGAAAAUGUAUAUGGUGAUGGAGUACUGCGUGUGCGGCAUGCAGGAGAUGCUGGACAGCGUGCCCGAGAAGCGCUUCCCCGUGUGCCAGGCCCAUGGGUACUUCUGCCAGCUGGUGGACGGCCUGGAGUACCUGCACAGCCAGGGCAUUGUGCACAAGGACAUCAAGCCAGGCAACCUGCUGCUCACCACGGGUGGCACCCUCAAGAUCUCCGACCUGGGUGUGGCCGAGGCCCUGCACCCCUUUGCCGAGGACGACACGUGCCGGACGAGCCAGGGCUCCCCAGCGUUCCAGCCCCCUGAGAUCGCCAACGGCCUGGACACCUUCUCUGGCUUUAAGGUGGACAUCUGGUCGGCUGGGGUUACUCUCUAUAACAUCACGACAGGCCUGUACCCAUUCGAGGGGGACAACAUCUACAAGUUGUUUGAGAACAUCGGGAAGGGAGACUACACGAUCCCGGGUGACUGCGGCCCCCCGCUCUCGGACUUGCUGAGAGGGAUGCUGGAAUAUGAGCCAGCCAGGAGGUUCUCCAUACAGCAGAUCAGACAACACAGCUGGUUCCGGAAGAAGCACCCGCCAUCAGAGGAGCCCGUGCCCAUCCCGCCAAGCUCGGACUGCAAGGACCGCUGGCGAGGCAUGACGGUGGUGCCCUACCUGGAGGAUCUGCAUGGCUGUGCGGACGACAAUGGGGACGAGGACCUGUUCGAUAUCGAGGACGACAUCAUCUACACUCAGGACUUCACGGUGCCCGGUGGCGAGGAGGCGUCUGAGGCAGGGCUUAGAGAGGAGAGAGGACAGGUCCCAGAAGAGGAGGCUAGUCAGAACGGGCAGAGCCGGGGCCCGCCCAAAGUCGUGUGCGUGAACGGCACGGAGUCGGCGCAGCUGAGCGCCAAGUCGAAGGUGGAGCGCCGGGCCAGCGCCGCCUCCAACCCCACCCGCAAGGCCUGCUCGGCCAGCAGCAAGAUCCGCCGGCUGUCGGCCUGCAAGCAGCAGUGAGGGUCGCCGCCCGCAGCCCGUCUCAUCCAGGUGCCACGGCCCAGGUCCUCAGUCUUCCCGCCGACCGCCGGCCCACGUCUGCUGCCCAGAAAGGCCACCACCACACCCUCCUUGCCGACUGCCCCUCAGGAAUCCAGGGGUCCUGGAGGGCCAUGGCUGGGGGACAGCAGGGACUGGGGACUGGCCUUCCCCUCAUGGCCGGUGAACACGGCCUCUCACUGACUUUGCAGCCCUGCGCUGAGCCCCCUCCCCGGGCCUCGGGAGGAGGGAGAGCGCCGGCACGCGGGCCCCGCGGGAAGCCCCUGCCAUGCACUUUACGUUCAGACUACUGGUCCUCGCCCCACCCCUGACUUCUUUUUACUCUGCUCCACGUUAGCGCCUCCCACACCUAGUGAUGUGUUCGGACGAACCACAGCCACAGCCGGAGCCAGUAGAAGAACAGGGCCGUCAACCAAGAUGCAUGCCCAGAGCCCAAGGGAGCCAGGCGGCUGCCUUGUCUUUGUUGUUUGGUUGGUUCCUUUCCCUUUUUCUAAGAAAAAAUAAAGCAGGUGGAUUUGA
Herpailurus yagouaroundi (jaguarundi) is the source of this 1668-nucleotide messenger RNA. RefSeq names its product serine/threonine kinase 11 (gene STK11). Gene Ontology annotation, cellular component: cytoplasm. Gene Ontology annotation, molecular function: protein kinase activator activity; ATP binding; protein serine/threonine kinase activity. Lineage: Eukaryota; Metazoa; Chordata; Mammalia; Carnivora; Felidae. The coding region runs from base 16 to 1110 and encodes 364 amino acids. The transcript is spliced from 11 exons. Gene Ontology annotation, biological process: protein phosphorylation; establishment of cell polarity; regulation of cell growth. The record is from RefSeq and is a predicted model, not a curated record.